AUGGCGGAGCCGACAAACACCCCGAUGCCCCCGAGCACUCCGGUGCCGGCAUCAACGCCGCGCUCGUCGUCCCCAGCGCCGCCCCUGCCGAGCUUGAGCCCGAACGCGAUCAGGUCCGCGAUCUCUCCUGCGGGAAGGAUCGCACCAGUACGUCCUACCGUCCUUCACAUCGGAGACCCCAUAAAGUACAACCCAGCGACCUAUGCCGAGUUCAGCCAGAUAUUCGAGGUGAUACGUCCCAGCGCCGCCGAGCGUGAGCGCAGCGAGUUCAUACGGGCCCUGAAAGAGCGCCGCUGGGGUGACUUCAGCGCUAUCUUCCGGCCCUUCUGGGGCACCGGCGGCGAGAUGGGUUGCUGGGACGCGGGACUAAUCGACCUGUUGCCGGACUCCGUGAAGGUAUUUGCUAGUGCUGGGGCGGGCUUCGACUGGGCCGAUACCAGACUGUUGGGGGAGAAGGGAAUCAUCUACUGCAACUCAGGUCUCGCGGCCGCUGAAGCGGUCGCCGACUUUGCCGUUGCCAUGAUCAUCUCCACCUUCCGACACCUGCCCUGGUGUAUGGCAGCCGCAACCGUCGCCGACCCCUCCCAAGCGGGCUCGCUCGCGCGCGCAGCCUUCCACGACUGCCAUGACCGCGCAACGGCAGUGAGUCACAACCCGCGAGGUCAUGUGCUCGGCCUGAUCGGCUUUGGCAACAUUGGGCAACAAAUUGCCGCCAAGCUUGGCAAUGCGGCCUUUGGCAUGCGUAUCGCCUAUUACGACAUUGUCCGCAAGCCAGCCAAGAUCGAAUCCUCACUCCACGCGACCUUCCAUCCGACCCUCGAAAGCCUCAUCCGAACCUCGGACUGCCUCGUUCUCUGCGCGCCCGCAUCAACAGAUGGCAAGCCCCUUGUCACGGCCUCCACUUUCCACUCCAUCCGACGAGGAACACGCUUCGUAAACGUGGCCCGUGGCUCCCUCGUCGACGAAGACGCACUCGCGGACGCGAUUGAAGCAGGGACGAUCAGCGCCGCCGCGCUAGACGUGCAUGCCAACGAGCCUAAAGUGAAUCCACGGCUGGUGCGCAUGGCCACGCAAAUUACAGCAGAGGGGAUUCCUGGGCCGGGGAGGGUGAUGUUGACGUGCCACAACGCUGGCGGCACAGUUGAGACGCAUAUCGGGUUCGAGGAAUUGAGUAUGCGGAAUAUAAUGGCGGUGCUGCGGGGCCAGCCGCCCAUCACGCCUGUGAAUCUCGAGUUUGUGCGGGCCAAGAGCUGA
Molecule: messenger RNA, 1254 nt
Organism: Chaetomium strumarium
Lineage: Eukaryota; Fungi; Ascomycota; Sordariomycetes; Sordariales; Chaetomiaceae
Exons: 2
Coding region: 1-1254 (417 amino acids)
Cellular component (GO): cytosol
Molecular function (GO): hydroxypyruvate reductase [NAD(P)H] activity; NAD binding; glyoxylate reductase (NADPH) activity
Source: RefSeq, a predicted model, not a curated record